Molecule: messenger RNA, 1765 nt
Organism: Meleagris gallopavo (turkey)
Lineage: Eukaryota; Metazoa; Chordata; Aves; Galliformes; Phasianidae
Source: RefSeq, a predicted model, not a curated record
AACAAGACUUCUGUGCUUCAGGUGAAGGCACUGAAAGAGAAGAUUGAAUCAGAAAGGGGGAAAGAUGCUUUUCCAGUUGCUGGUCAAAAACUAAUUUAUGCAGGUAAAAUUCUUAAUGAUGAUACUGCUCUUAAAGAAUACAAAAUAGAUGAGAAGAACUUUGUGGUGGUUAUGGUGACAAAACCCAAAGCAGCAACUACAACAAGCCCAACUACAGCAACUCAGCAGACUAAUUCCACUACUGGCAUUAGUGUAACAACUGCAGCUCCCACACCAGUCUCUGCACCAACUCCUGCAGCUGCUCCUGUGCCAGUUCCGGUCCCUACCACUCCAGCACCAGCUGCAGUUGCUUGUGAAUCUGCACCUGUGAGUACUCCUAAAGAAGAAAAGCCAGCAGAAAAUCCACCAGAGGCACCAACUGCUGUCGGCCUGUCAUCAAAUGAAAGGUAUGAAUGGACCUCCAAAAAUGGCUUCUCUUGUCCAUUUCAGUUGCUUCUAGUUCUGGCUUUGAGUAUUCCAUUACAGUAUUAGUCCAAUCCUGUUUUCUGUUCUGUGUAACUUUUCUUCUUGUCUGUAACUUCAGUCUCUGACUCAGCUACAAUAUCACUUUGUACUUUUUCAUGUGGGAAUGUAGUCUUUUGACAAAACGUGUGGGAUGGGGAAUUUAAUGUCAUAGGAAUAGUUGUUCUGCCUCCGGGUGAUUCAGAAUGACUGUGGCCCAAAAUUUGUUAUGGUGAUAUUCAGCUGUGUGGAGAACUGCUGUUACCAAAGCUUUUCAAAGAGGUGUGUCCUCUGUUGCUCAUAGAACUCUGGUUAUGUUUUGAAUCGUUCAUCAUACAGGUUAGCUUUGAACCAUGCUCUGUAUUACCCUUAACUUUCGGACAGAGCUUUUUUUUUAUUUUUUUCCAAAGCAUGAAUUAAAACAUUGCUCUUAAUCAUGUAAUAACUUAAAUCCACUUUAGUCAUUCUGACUAAUACUUGGCCAAUGUGCCAGGUAUCUGUGGGAACUGGGAUAUCUUUUAACCUCAAUUCUCAACAUUCAGGAAAAUCAAGUGCAAAGUUAGAGGUUACCUCCCUGUUCUAUACUCUGGACUUCGCUCACCUGAAUUUACAUAAGUGUUGCAUGGGAUUAGAAUCUUGUUAACUAUAGUUUAAUAGCCUUUGAGUGCUGCUUAGUGUCAAGUCUUUAUUUUUCAUACUGGUUUGCAAUUAUUUCUGUAUUAUUUAUGUGAAUUUCCAGUGCAUAGGACAUUAAUUUUUGAAAUGGUUGUACUUAAAUGCCAUCAAAUAUUGAUUUGUUUUGUUGCUGAGGAAAGAAAACUUUUAAUUGGCUAAUGUCCUUAAAAUCUCAGAACAGAUUUCAUGCACUAAAUACCUUAAUUGUUGAUUUAAUUUUGCAAAAAAAUUACAUCUGAGAAAUUACAUCUGUUUAUGACAAGUUACAAAUGAAUCUUCACUUGUCAGUAGAAUAACUUUAAUUUUUUAAUGAGUGCUUUUUUUGCUGCUCAGUUUGUACAGUGGGUUUGAAGAUAAAAAUUUUAUCUUUAGUAUUAAAACAACUUUACAUAUUUUUCAUGUAGAGACUGCAGUGUUGUAAAAUCUGCAGUAAGAGAGUCUCAGUGUAAAUACAGAAGGAGGAAGCAAAAGAAGAGCCUGAGAAAUACUAUGUGUUAUUACCUGCGUUGAUUUUUUUUUUUUUUGCUGACUACUUCUUGGUUUUGAUUUGCUUUAGAAGCUAAAUUACUAAGGCCGAUAAAGCAUGUUU